AUGGGCAUAUGUAACUCCUGCAUUGAUGUCACAUCGAAAGUCGAAAACAAGCACAACGAGUAUAACCUUACAACCGUCUCUCUGCCCGGUUCCACACGAAAUAUCACUUCAGGUAGCGACGCAAUUGGUGUUACCAACGAGUACAAUCAGAGUUGGACUAGAGGGAUGGAAACUCAUUUCGACCGUGUCGCACCGUCCGCGUUCUCCGGGUUGACCAUUAUGUCCUUUACACUCAACGGAUGUAUACCCAACGGCACGGAUCACCUGCCAUCGUGGUAUGGUUCUAUAUGUCAACCAGGAUUGGAAAAUAACCCUUACUACACAAUGAACGUCGUAGCCUCCAGUUGUGUAAUCUACCCGUGUGUCAAGAACUUUUACGGCACUGUGUCGAACGGCAAGUUCCAGGAGACGCUCAUCUCAACCGUACCAGCUCAGGAGUUCAAACCAGAAGACCCAUUCGGCAAAAUUACCAUUAUUAACAGUCCGUGUGUUUCCGACAACCAAACUCUUGACAACACUGUGGAUAUCUCGACUCUUCCCAAUAACGCUCCCAACACCUUCCAGAUUGAUAUCUUGGGUCGCAACGUCAGCGUACCGGUCAAUUGUCUUUAUCAGAUGUCUGGGGUGGACGCCUUAGCAUUUGGCGAGUUUUUUAAUGAGUAUUUCGACAACUCAUGUUCGUUCUACGACCGGGCCGAUAUCGACAGCAUUCUAUGCACGAGGAAUAACUGGUAUAUGAACACCCUUUACAACGGCGGCUUCGCGAGCCACGCAUCCAUUUCCGCGGCUGUGAAUAGGAUCACUGACGCUGCAACUAACAUGUUUAGGUUGUCAGGCCUAAAUUGGGAGAGGACCGCUCCAGCUAAUGUAUCUGGCGAUGUCCUCCGGGAAACUGUCUGCGCAAAGCUUCAGAUCCAAUGGUUGCUGUUCCCCAUCACUCUACUGAGCUUAUCGGCGAUGUUGCUAGCAGCGACACUAGUGUUAGAAUUUUCCCAAAACGGAAGAGUAGGAGCUGUGCCCGUUUGGAAGUCUUCUAUGCUUCCGCUCUUAUAUCAUGGGUUAGGGAAACUAGACGACGAGCCGAGAGACAACUUUCCCAGAACCCUGAAAGAGCUGGAGAAGCGAGCCGAGGAGGUAGAGGUCCGGUUAGGGAUGGGAGAAACGCACUGGGGGUUGAUCAAGGAAGGGCUAAUCAUCGAGGGACGAACCCCGCAGGAACAGACCAAGGCGAGGAAGACCGAAGAGGGACACGUAAAUGAGGGAUAG
Messenger RNA from Pyrenophora tritici-repentis Pt-1C-BFP, 1266 nucleotides. The record is from RefSeq and is a predicted model, not a curated record. NCBI's taxonomy places the organism in Eukaryota, Fungi, Ascomycota, Dothideomycetes, Pleosporales, Pleosporaceae.